Phaeoacremonium minimum UCRPA7 is the source of this 645-nucleotide messenger RNA. RefSeq lists its product as hypothetical. Lineage: Eukaryota; Fungi; Ascomycota; Sordariomycetes; Togniniales; Togniniaceae. The record is from RefSeq and is a predicted model, not a curated record. Bases 1 to 645 code for a protein of 214 amino acids. The transcript has 2 exons.
AUGGACAGCGCAACCGAGAAUGCUGCUCCACAGGCCGAGGUAAGAGCGGUCGAAGACAAUAGCCCCGAACGGGGAAGCUCGGAAGCGCCCAUAAUGGUUGAGGAUGAUGAGCCUGAAGCUGAAGAAGGCGCGGCUAACAACAAUGAUUCGGAGCCCCAGGGCCCAGGGAGCGGGAGUGACGAUCCCGAGGAGGAAGCUGAGGUCGACGGGCGCAGGAACGAUGAUUACCAGGUUGAGCAGAGCCGCGUAUCAUCCCAACAGCAAGAUCCCGAGGGCGCCUGUCCGAACAAGCAAUGUGCAAACAUCCAGCAGAUGCUCCUUGAGCGAAUCGCCGAACUAGAGAGGCAGCGAGCCGAAAAGGACGCUGCGCACAGCGUUGAGAUCCGCGAGCUGAAGAGAAAGCUCAGAAAGAGCCCAGAGCCUAUCAGCGAGAGUGAUAAGCUGAUCAAAGACCAGAGGGCGCAGAUUGAUGAGCAGAAGAAGACCAUCAAGAAACAGGAGAGAGACCACCUGAGGAAGGACAACAUCAUUAAACAGCAAGAAAAGGAUAUUUUGAAGAAGUCAAAGAGAAUCGAGGCUCUCAUAGAGAGACUUGGUAGAAAACCUGGUGUCAAGAACCUAAAAACUCGGAUCGUGAGUCUAUGA